UGUGGCCAGAACUCCACCCCUUAGCUCCCAGGCCUGCCCCUGACUGGACCCGGAAUCUGUCAGUCAGUCUGCGGAAGGAACCCCACCCAUGUCCUUAGCUCCCUGCCUACUCCUGAUGGGACCAGAGACCUGUCGUCAUUCUGUGGCCAGAACCCCACCUCCGUAGGCUACGCUGCCCGCCCCUGACUGGACCAGGAACUUCUCUCCGGGCCCUGGCGCACCUCCGCCAUGGCCUCCGACAUCCUGGAAAUGAUCCUGGAGGAUGGGCCACUCCGGAUGCUGUUCCGCGAGAUGGAGUGCAACGAGGACUGCAACGCCCUGAACGUCUUCUUCUAUGUCAAGAAGAACGAGGUAUGCACCCCGCACACGGUUGUGGCCCAGAAGAACGCAGACGGCAUCUACACCACUGACUUCGAGGGCCAGACCUCCUUCCAGUUCCACGUAUUGGAUCCCGCUAGGCUCUUCGUCUUCAUCAAUAACAUGGGGUCCAGCGGCACCACCAGCCGCCUCAGCUUCCUUGUGGUCAAAUUGAAAGUCAUAAAUGACGACCGGCUGGAGGACUACGCGAGGCUCACGGAGCAGAAUGGGAUCCCGCAGAAGUACAUCCGGCGUGUGGGCGACACAGACACCUGUCCACCCUGAGGACGCCUCCCUUGGAGAAGGUGCCAGAACAUUCUAGACCAUUCCAGAACCGCCCCUCCUGCACAAUGAUUCCUCCCCUGAUCGCCUCACCAUCUCCUCCCACCUGCGAACGCGCUAGUAUGCUCCGGAACAUUCUAGAGCAUUCUGGAUUGAUCCAAGAUGGUCUGGAUUGUUCCAGAAUUUCUAGAAAGCUUCGGAACAUUCUAGAAUCGGCCGUCCCCAGCUUUCUCUGCUUCCUGUUCAUGGAAUAAACUCAUCCCAGGCACAGUCCCAGUCGUUUAUUUUAAACGAUUUUUAUUGUUCCGUCAAAAGACAGAGUGAGCUGGUGGAGGAACCCAGGGGCUACCUCCGGGUCUCCCUGCACUGUCAGUCACCGUUCACUGACAAGGGGGUGGGCUCUGUCAUCUGGUGGCUGUCAAUCAGCCCUGAGUGACACUGGGGGGGUUCUCCCCGACUCCACUGGCAGCCAGUCACACUCCACCAGGAUCCCAGGGCCACAUCCGGGUCCCCAUGGCCACAUCCGGGUCUCCAGGGCAAUAUCCGGCUCCCCAGGGCUCCACUCAUGUCCGCAGUGACACA
Molecule: messenger RNA, 1221 nt
Organism: Oryctolagus cuniculus (rabbit)
Lineage: Eukaryota; Metazoa; Chordata; Mammalia; Lagomorpha; Leporidae
Source: RefSeq, a predicted model, not a curated record